CUUCCCCCUGAAGCUGUGCAGGCCUAGGAGCAACGCUGGGGCAGACGGCCGAGGCUCCCGGACCGCCGUGGCCCGCCUGGCUCUGAGAACCUCCUUGGCUCUGGCAUGGGGACCGUGUCCAUGCACAUCUUUCUGAACAUGAACCUCUGCCGGUUACUUCCCUGGAGCUGUGGAAGGAGUCAUGUGGCUGGAAAUUCUCCUUGCCUCGGUGGUGGGCUUCGUCAUCUACUGGUUCGUCUCCCGGGACAAGGAGGAAACAUUGCCAUUUGAAGAAGGGUGGUGGGGGCCUGGGGCGAGGCCCACAGCCCCAGAGGAUGAGAGCAUUCACCCUUUCAAGGUGGAAACAUCGGACGAGGAGAUCAAUGAUUUACACCGAAGGAUUGAGAAGGUUCGUUUAACCCCACCGUUGGAGGACAGCCGCUUCCACUAUGGUUUCAACUCCAACUAUCUGAAGAAAAUCCUCUCCUACUGGCAGACUGAAUUUGACUGGAGGAAGCAGGUGGAGGUUCUCAACAGGUACCCUCACUUCAAGACUAAGAUUGAAGGGCUGAACAUCCAUUUCAUCCAUGUGAAGCCCCCGCAGCUGCCUGCCGGCCGCACCCCAAAGCCCUUGCUGAUGGUGCAUGGCUGGCCUGGCUCCUUCUACGAGUUUUAUAACAUCAUCCCGCUCCUGACUGACCCCAAGACCCACGGCCUGAGCGACGAGCACGUCUUUGAAGUCAUCUGCCCUUCCAUUCCUGGCUAUGGCUUCUCAGAGGCAUCCUCCAAGAAGGGCUUGAACUCAGUGGCGACCGCUAGGAUCUUUUAUAAGCUGAUGCUGCGGCUGGGCUUCCAGGAAUUCUAUACUCAAGGUGGGGACUGGGGGUCCCUGAUCUGCACCAACAUGGCCCAGCUGGUGCCCAGCCACGUGAAAGGCCUGCACUUGAACAUGGCCUUCGUUUUAAGAAAUUUCUACCCCCUGACUCUUUUCUUGGGACCACGUUUCCGGAAGCUUUUUGGCUACACCGAGAGGGAUAUGGAGCUGAUGUACCCCCUGAAGAAGAUUUUCUUCAGCCUGAUAAGGGAGAGCGGCUACAUGCAUAUCCAGAGCACCAAGCCGGACACUGUGGGCUGUGCCCUUAAUGACUCCCCCGUGGGACUAGCUGCCUAUAUUCUAGAGAAGUUUUCCACCUGGACCAAUGCGGAGUUCCGGGACCUGGAGGACGGCGGCCUUGAGAGGAAGUUCUCCCUGGAUGACCUGCUGACCAUUAUCAUGAUCUACUGGACAACCGGCACCAUCACCUCCUCCCAGCGCUUCUACAAGGAGAACAUGGGACACCACUUUAUGGCCGACAAGCACCACCAGAUGAAGGUCCACGUGCCCAUGGGCUUCGCUGCCUUCCCUUGUGAGUUACUGCACGUCCCAGAGAAGUGGGUGAGGUUCAAGUACCCGAAACUCAUCUCCUACUCUUACAUGGCCCGUGGGGGCCACUUCGCUGCCUUUGAGGAGCCAAAGCUGCUUGCCCAGGACAUCUGCAAGUUCGUGGGGCUGGUGGAGCAGCAGUGACGCCCCAGAGGCAGCCCCUGGCCCCCGGUGGCAGGCUCCCCACCGACACCUGCCCUUUUUCCUGGAGCCCCUGGUCUCCCAGGGCUAGCUCCCCUCCAGGGAGGCGGCCUCUGUCUCCUCUUGUUGCAGAGCCCCUUUCUGAGGAAUGGGUUUACUUCUGUCCCCUACCAUCCCCGGACCCCCACGCUCACACCUCCACGCACACUCCCCCGCACACAUCAAGCAACAUGUUCUGACAAUAAAUAAUUUUACU
Messenger RNA from Molossus molossus (Pallas's mastiff bat), 1799 nucleotides. It is a transcript of the gene EPHX1, whose product is annotated as epoxide hydrolase 1. The coding region runs from base 182 to 1546 and encodes 454 amino acids. The record is from RefSeq and is a predicted model, not a curated record. Gene Ontology annotation, molecular function: epoxide hydrolase activity. The transcript is spliced from 10 exons. Lineage: Eukaryota; Metazoa; Chordata; Mammalia; Chiroptera; Molossidae. Gene Ontology annotation, biological process: epoxide metabolic process; arachidonate metabolic process.